Spodoptera littoralis (African cotton leafworm) is the source of this 1356-nucleotide messenger RNA. The record is from the annotation of a GenBank genome assembly. Lineage: Eukaryota; Metazoa; Arthropoda; Insecta; Lepidoptera; Noctuidae.
AUGAAUCUCAGUAACUUAGUCUUGUACAUCACUAGCCUGCUAUGGCUGAACCUCACUGACGCUAAAAUAGGGUACUUUUGGCACAUCACAGAUCUUCAUUAUGAUCCGUUUCACAACUCCCCAGAGCUACAUAGAGGUUGUCGUCACAAUCGCGGGAACAAUGAACACAGUCAUCGGAAUGGCAGGCACCGGGAUCACACGUGUGACAGCUCCUGGCCUUUGAUACAAAGCGCCGCCGCCCUCAUGGCGGAGAGGCAUCCUGAUACAUUAGAGUUCGUGCUUUGGACUGGAGACAUCCUCUCCUCUUCAAUGGAACAUUUAAGUGAAGAAAUAAAGCUGGAAGCCGUGAGAAACGUCACAGAUGUAUUAAGCAGAACGUUUAGCAGUCAGUUUGUGUUCCCUGCGCUGGGUCAUAAUGACCCGGCACCUUCUAAGAGGCUGGUCGACAUGUGGAUGCAGUGGCUACCUACAGAAGCGUUACAGACUUUUGAAACUAGUGGUUAUUAUACAAUAGAGCAAUCCAAGAGCAAAUUGAGGAUAGUAGUGCUAAACAGCGUAUUAUGGGCGGGAGGAGCUGCCAGGACUGAUGGUCCUCACCGGGGCAGGCAGCAGUGGGAGUGGCUGGAACAGAUCCUCAGUAAAGCUAGGAGAAGAAAUGAAAUGGUCUACCUAGUAGCUCACGCGGGUCCAGGAGUAGAAGAACGGCACAAUGCAGGUAGUUCUUCAGCUGCUGGUGGAGGGGAACUAACUCCUACAGCCAAUGCGAGGUUGGUGCACGUCAUCCGAGCGUUCAGCGAUGUGAUUGCUGGACAGUUCUAUGGACACCGUCAUGCUGACACUUUCAGACUUAUUUAUAGUGAAGGUCGACCAGUAUCCUGGGCUUUAUUGGCCCCUUCGGUCACACCCAGAGGCGCUGGUAGCACCUCAAACCCAGGAUUAAGACUUUAUAAAUUCGACUCUAAUACCGGAAAGGUCUUGGAUUAUACUCAGUAUUACUUAGAUGUAAAUAAUAUAAGAGGGGAAGCCCACUGGGCGAUAGAAUACAACCUAACCCAAUACUAUGGACUGAGAGAAAUUAGCCCGGCGUCCUUGGAUGCCCUGGCUGAGAAGAUACGGAACCAUCAUGACCGUGGAGUAUUUGCUAAGUAUUUAACAGCACUGCGCGUACGGCAUGCGGCAGACGUCGCAGAAUGUGAUUCAGCAUGUGUGCACGUCCACUUCUGUGCAAUAACGCGCGCAGACUACCACGAGUUUCGCGCGUGUGUCCGCAACCCUGCGUCGGCGCUAGCGUCGCGCGCUGCUCAAAAUUCGGCGGCCAUCUUACUUUACGCAAUUUUGAUUUUACUAAAAUCGUAA